This is a messenger RNA of Asterias rubens (European starfish), 6536 nucleotides long. Its product is annotated as serine/arginine repetitive matrix protein 2-like. Lineage: Eukaryota; Metazoa; Echinodermata; Asteroidea; Forcipulatida; Asteriidae. The transcript has 11 exons. The record is from RefSeq and is a predicted model, not a curated record. Bases 1483 to 6330 code for a protein of 1615 amino acids.
UGCUGAGUCUACAAUGUACCUUUGACAGUUGAUGAAACACUUAAUAAUGUUGAUUUCUUUUUUUAAAGUAUUUUAUGUCCAGACAUGGUGAGAUGAAUAUCAAUUAUUCCUUACUGCUAAUGGAUUUAAAUCAAAGUAAAUUACAUUUUGAUGGCAGGAGAUCAAAUGAUAAUUUCAUCUCGAGGCCAUUCUAUACGGCCAUCAGUAAAAAGUAUUGAUGUUGAUUUUUUGUCAUCAUCACUGGUUUGUUCUUCAGUGUGCCAGCUUUUAAAUCAGCUGCUCUGCGUGAUUUGUGAGCCUUUGAGGUUUCUUUUAUCAGGGUUAAAAACAACUGCUCAUCAAAGGACAUACUUCAAGAAUUUGUAGGAAAUGUGCAUGAUUGCUAUAGUUAAAGCCUUACAACUGAGAAAGUCUUUAGUUUUGGAUUGGAAGGAUGGCUCUAUCGAUUUGUUGGAUCCACUGAUGCUCUGAAUCUUAUCUUUUUUAUGCUUGACUUCAAGGAACCUUUCUGAGGAAUCUGUCUUUGAGACCUUUCAUUGAUCUUUUUCUGGAAUGCAGUCUUCUUGUUAUUUACUCAUCGAGUUCAACUGCUGAUCUUUAGAUGAUCAGUAAUACAUUCCUAAUGGAGUUGGUCCAACACUCUUUAGUACAGUCAUCCAGAGGUGUUCAUCAUCUGUCAGCCAUACGUCAAUAUUUUCCAGAUUUGUCAGGAAUCCGAAAAUAUCUCUCCUAAUGAUGAUCUCCACAAAUGCGUAAAAAGUGAUGCCGUUUAUGUUCCUUUCAUGUGCCAUCUCAACUUAACAAAUUGGAUCUGACAACCUGAAAAGUUGUCAUGACGACACAGUGAUAACUCGUGGGAAAACUUCCAGACUGUCUCCUUGGAAGUUAAGAUAUCUUUUUCAAGUAAACAUCAACAUCACUUUCAAGAAAUCUCAGCAGAGCUGGUUUAUGCCUCGGGAUGUUAUCGGAUGACACUCGUAAGCUGUAAAGAGCAAAGUGAACCGAAGUGAUCUUGGCAGAAACGGAUCCAUUUGAAAAAGUCUUCAAGAGUUAUACUUUAAAGUAACACUCUUCUGUCAUAUUUUCUGGACUAAUACUGCAAUGAGAAGACUUGUCCAUGAGAAAAUGUGACUGUUUCACCGGAAAUCGCAUAGAUGUAGCAUUGACACAUUGAGAAAAUAAAAUUCUACUACCCUUUACUUGAAUUUCAUCAAAGUUCUCAAAGCAACUGAAGAACUUCCCAUAAAAGAUUGGAAUGUUACGUUCAUUCAACUAGAUGAUAAAUCUCAGUCUGUUACAACUGAGUAUGACGUAUCAAGAUUGGAUCAUCAAACAGUUAUCCAUCCUUGAGAGUCAAGAACAUGACCGUUAGUUAGUACACCAUUCUUGGUGCUUGAAUGUCAAUGGUGAUAAGAACAAGGCAUCUUGGUUUGAUUUGCUGCGAGUUGGAGAAACUUUCAGCCAAUACACACUCUUGAUUCCAUGAUGGAUAGUGAGUUUUGUGAGACACCGGUCGACAACAUGGAACAUAUUGAGUUGUACAUAGAUAUAGAAAUUCCAGACCCAGCGUUGUACACCAGGAUAUCUCGUCCUAGGUUACGUCACUCAUCAUCCCAAGGUUCCCUCCCAGAAAGCCCCAUCCAUCGGAGGUCGGAAGAUUUGUCAUCGGAUCCAUCAAUCAAGUCAAGUACUUCCAGCAAAGGCCACAGAGGGAAAGGAAGAACUGUCCGCCCAGUCGCCAAACUCAGGGAAAAAUAUAGCAGCAACCAGACAAGGAAGUCGGAAACCUCUGCUGAAAAGAUCCGAAAAUUCAUUGAAAAGAAGGACUCCUUCAAUAGUUCAGAUUCUGAAGAUCAAGGACAACCCCAAACUAAAGAAACUGGAAUGUCAGGACGAUCACGACUCACAAGAAAUGGCACUCCUCAAGAUGUGUCAAGCUCUAGGAAAACUAGCAGUUACACAGCACGCAGCACAGCGGAGACGUCAAGGCAUACGCGGAGAGGUGCCGCCGACUCAGCUGGAUAUGGGAACGUAGAGAAAAAUAAGGUAAAAGAAGGAACUGGUACGGCUGAUUCUUUGUCGCCCCGGUACACCAAACCUCCAAGACACGACAAGGAUAAAGUGGACAGCAUCAGGGAUGAAUACCUCGGUCGGAAGGCAUCAAAUGGUGACGUUACGAGAGUACCUGUUUAUACCCGCACCCGGGCGUCUACCACCCUAGGUGAUACCAGAAGUGAGAAUCCAGCAUCGACGUCUGCGACGGAGAGCUUGUCCCGCGCUCGUAGCAACUCUGAAUCAUCAGAAGAUCCGGAAACACGAAAGGCUCGGAUCGCAAAAUAUAAAGAGCAGAGGAGACGAGAGCUCGCUGAUAAGUACGGCCUGAAAGACAGUGGCUCGGCAGCCACGAGUAGUGAUAGUGAUCCGUCCGUCUCAAGACCAAGGCGAGAACGGAGAGGGAAAGACGACGAUUCAGGUGUGCCAUCCUACUCACCAAGAAGGCAAACAAACGACGACGUGAAGACAACUAGACGUGAUGUGCAGAGGUCGUCGCUGGAUUCGCCGACGCAGACGCUGAGUCCAAGGUCCCCAAGGAGAACAAGUGGAAGUCAACCAGACUACCAGGCACUGACGAAGGAUGCGUUGCAAGCGGCUGAGGGUGGAAUGAGAUAUCGGUCUGACAGCUUCAGCUCAACCUCUUCAGACACAAGAGCGCGUAAGGACUCAGUGAUAUCAGUUGAGACUCAGCAACUCGUGGACACGCUUGAAGCAUCGCGAGCUGCUCGUAGAGAGAGAAUGAGAAGAACGGUAUCCGAUGUGUCAAUGGACGUAACAGAGAGGAUCAUAGCGAAGCACAAAGCGAGGAAAGGUAGCAUUGAUGGCAUAGACAACGAGGUGUUCAACAGUAUUAGCCCUUCACCCAAAAAGAGUGCUCCGGAGGAAACCAGAACCCCCGAGGGCGCUCCGGCGGCACGCAUUAGUGAUUCUGAUUCUUAUGGGUCGUCAACGACAACUUCCGGUGAAAGAUUGCGAUCUUUGAGUGAACCUAUCGAUCCGGCAACCGGGAAGAGGAGAACUUCUUUAGAAGAUUACAAGCCGCCGUCGGAUAGAGGGACCAGCACAAAACAGUCACGAUCUCGCAGUAGAAGGCAGAACGUCGCCAUCACAGCAGCACAGAUUAAAGAAGCCCACGCUAUCGGUCAAAAACUUGUGGAGAGGAAGCUUUCCAUUACCGAGAGUUCUCAACCUUCGACCUCCCCAUCGGCCUCUGACCUCAGCGACACAGCCAGGAAAGAACCAACUCGUGCCAUGCCAUCAGUGUCUUCAAAAGAUGUCACACCGGUCGAGGAGAUUCAACAGGUAACGGCCGCCAAGAAUGAGGAAAAGACCCCGUCGUCCAGGGAUUCCUCCAGGUCAAGAAUCCCCACCAAGGUGGAAGUCAUUCCAACGGAGCGGGACUCCAAAGUUUCCAGAAAAACAGAAACUAUUCAAGUCGAGAGCACUUCAGUGAAGAAACUCCCCUUGGACAGUAAUGAACAAGUUUCAACAAAAGCCGUGCCUGAGAACUUGUCGCAUGUCGAUUCUGGAAAGGUCAGUCCAAAGAAAAUUUCAAAGAGGCCUACUCCAAGAGUUACAUCUCCAACUAAGCUUGAGUCUCCAAGAGGUUUAUCGAAAGAGAAGAAAUUACAAGAAAAGAGGUCAUCAAACAGGUCACCAGAAAAGACAUCAAAGGCAAGUGUCUCAAAUAGCGAUUCUGACAAUUCUUCUCCGAGCAAGGUUCGUCUCAAACGCCCGGAAAUUCCUCAAGUUUUGAAUGAGUCUCGCAAAAGGCGCAACUCUAACGAGAGUAGCUCAUCUUUGAGCGAUGGCACCAUGUCGCCCACUCAUCGCAUUGCCAAGACGAAGAGUUCAGACAGUGACUCGAGGGCAUCUCCAACUUUGCAAAGACAUCCCCGAAAGGUCACUGAGUCACGAAUUCACGAACUUGCAAAACCAAAGAGAGUUGAGAUCAAGAAGGAUUCGGCUCGGAAUGGGGAUGUGAAAAAAACAGAGAGAAAGACCCCGACAUCACCUGAGAAAAAGAUCAAAAGUAUUACCUCUCAUUCUAGAACUGAGAAUGGAGGCAUUGGGGACAAGAGUAGAGGAAGGGACAGUCCAAAGCUAAAAGAACCCACUGUGAGUGUGAAAGCAAAAGUAACUCAAAAACCGCCCCAAACUAAGGACAAAGCAACCCCUCCAGUCAAAGCCAAAACGAAUGGAGUUACUUCUGCCAAACCUACUACAACAUCUAAGACAGAAACCCCUACUGCAAAACCUACCACUACAACGAAGACAGAAACCCCUACUACAAAACCUACCACUACAACGAAGACAGAGACCUCUACUGCCAAACCUACCACCACAGCAAAGACAGAAACCCCUACUGCCAAACCGACCACCACACCGAAGACAGAAACCCCUACUGCCAAACCGACCACCCCAACAAAGACUAAAGAAUCUAAGAUCGGAAGUAAGAUCGGAAGUAAGAUUGGAAGUAAAAUAGGUCAGGGGAAAACCACCAGCCGGCCGCCGUCGCCAGAGGUGAAAGACAUUGUCACUAAACCUCCGCCGUGCUCUCCUAAGAGUUCCAGGCCUAAAGAGCAGAUACCAGAGAAGAAUGAUGUGAAGAGGCUUUCCUUGGCAACGAAAGACAAGGAGCUGAUCGCCAUCAUGAGAGCUCGGGCCUUGAGCCUUCAAAGUGACGGCAGUGAAGAGGAAGAGAGAGUGGACGAGGAUGCGAACAAGAAACCAGAGGAUGUCCUUAAGGUACCCGUUGCCCAGAGACUUGUGACCUUUCAGACAGGUGACAAGCUGGACAGCAAACCUCCGAUGCCACCAACAUCGCCGAGCUCUCCUCGAUCUCCUAGGUCUCCCAGGAGGACAUCUCAGAUUCAAGCAGACUCGGGUUCUCCUCGACCUUCAACUCCUGUGGACAAAUCUAGCGAGGCUGAAGAGGAGAAUGAUGAGUUGGCUACUCUAUCUGUCUCAGAAAAGAAGCAUAUGUUCACCCGAAUCUCCAAGCUGAAAGAUGAGGAGGCAGCCAAGGCUAAACCUCGGAGACGGUUCCACCGUAUCCGCAACAGCGAGCGAUCUCAGACGCAACCAGUCACUCCGGAAGAAGUCAGCUCAGCGUCGUCACUAGCCAGCAUGAAAUCCAGUGAGAGUACAGUGACGGAAGUAAAGGAAGUCGAAGUUGAGGAGGACGACGUGUGCCGGCUAAGCCUCGCGGAGAAAAUGAAACUGUUCCAUGAGAAGGCUGAAAGGGUGAGGAAACCCCUGCCGAAGAUGGAAGUUCCGAAACGCAAGCGGAGAACAGACUCUCGGUUUAAGACCCAACCGAUAACGGUUGAGGAAGUGAAGGAGGCCAGUGAUUUCUCGCCUCUUGCUCGUAGCUUCUCCAGGCCACCAGAAGAGGUUGCCAAUCUGCCAAUCGCAGAACAGAUUGCACUUGUCUACGGCUCAACGGAGAAAUUAGAAAGAAAGGGCUCACUGCAAGAGGAGACACUAAUGCCUCGAAUUUCAGAAACUAGCUCUCCAGAGAAAAAAGGAAUCCUCAAGGAGUCGUCUUUUGAUAAAGUAGACUCUGGUCCCGAGGAGCCGCCUAAAAGUAUCCUUAAAUCUGACAGUGAAACAAGUCCUGAACAUCCGCCAAAGGGUCGUGGUAUUCUGAAAUCAGAGGAGGUGCAGAGUGAUCCAGAAGUGAGGAGCAUUCUCAAGGAGAGGUCUGAUUCUUUACUCGGUGACUCGGACGAGACCAAAGGCAUCCUGCGUCGAGAUUCCAGCCGUGAGAGGGACGACACCGACUCGGAACGCACCGAGAAAUCUAUCCUCAAGAAGGAGUCCCCAUCGGAGAAGCCUCCUCUGACUGGAAUCAUGAGGAAAUCCUCGGACACAUCUCCUGUCGCUUCACCACCUCCUGUGGCCUCACCACCUCCUGUUGCUUCACCAUCUUCUGACGCCUUAACACCACCCAAAGAACCUGAAACAGAACCAGAAGUUGUUAGACCAAAGGAGAGUCCGCGAAAAGCCACCCUAAGGAAAGAAGAUUCUCAGGAUGCUGAUGUGGACAGUGGAGCAGACGACCCUAUCAAGAAGAAGAGUGGUUUAGCCAUCGAGCAGCUUCGCCUCAGGAAGGGAAAGGGCAAUCUAAGAGCGGAGGGAUACUCCAGCUCGGAUUCAGAGGAGCCUGAGGGGCGGAUCCGGGCGAGAUCGACGCCAAACUCCCCCAUUGUUGAGAUCAGGACAGUAAAAAAGAAACAACUCCCAGAGUUGGACACUGCACAGAAAAGGUAAGAAAGAUCAUUGUUUUUUAUUGAGGCCGUUGAUUUGUUAAGAUUUUCCUGAUUGCAUGAUCUUCUCUUGUUGUCAAGUUUUUUUUUGAAAGAGGAGAAAUUGCUAUUGAUACCAGGUACUGAAUGAUGACCAACAUGCAAACUAACACGGUCAUCCAUCCACAUAAAGGCGUGCCGAUUUAGUUUGUGGCGUAUAAGACAAAGCAU